Cyclopterus lumpus (lumpfish) is the source of this 1515-nucleotide messenger RNA. RefSeq names its product Jun dimerization protein 2a (gene jdp2a). NCBI's taxonomy places the organism in Eukaryota, Metazoa, Chordata, Actinopteri, Perciformes, Cyclopteridae. The record is from RefSeq and is a predicted model, not a curated record. The coding region runs from base 367 to 840 and encodes 157 amino acids. Gene Ontology annotation, cellular component: nucleus. Gene Ontology annotation, molecular function: DNA-binding transcription factor activity, RNA polymerase II-specific; RNA polymerase II cis-regulatory region sequence-specific DNA binding. Gene Ontology annotation, biological process: regulation of transcription by RNA polymerase II. The transcript has 4 exons.
GCGGUGCGACUUCCCCACUUCUGCCCCCACUAUGUAGGCUACUUUUUUACAUCCCUGCUUACGUUUGGCUGGCAUAGCCUAAUUUCCGCAUUCCCAAAUCCUCCCAGAUUGGGGAUCACGUUUAAAAUCGCGCUGAUGCAACGGUUUCCACUUUUUAAAAUCUACUCUCGACCCUCGACUGACCAGAAGAAAGGACAGUUGUUGCACCUGGGAUCAAAGUCAGGUCGGUAUACACAAACUUCGUAAACCGAGAGCUGAAUAAUGUCUCCACAUUGAACGGGCUGCUGGCGCGCCACGCAUCGGUCACACCGAGCUGAGUGUGUGGACAGGCGGCGACAAGCUGUGGUCACGACCGAGUCUGACGCGAUGCCAGGACGAAUCCCAGAUCCCUCUGUGACAGCAGGCUCCCUGCCCAGCCUGGGUCCACUGGCUGGGAUCUCAGCCACCACGCUGACUGACAAGCUCAGAUUCGGGGACUUCCAGGAGUUCGGCACAAUGCUGUCACCUCUGCACUUCCUGGGGAAGAGGCCCCUAGUGAUCAAAACAGAGAGAGAUGAAGAGGUCGACAGGAGGAAACGAAGGCGAGAGAAAAACAAAGUGGCUGCGGCUCGAUGUCGAAACAAAAAGAAGGAGAGAACAGAUUAUCUACAAAAGGAAUCAGAGAGACUAGAGAUGUUGAACUCUGGCCUCAAGGCCCAGAUCGAGGAGCUGAAGCUCGAACGACAGCAGCUGAUCCUCAUGCUCAACCGGCACCGCCCCACGUGUAUCGUCAGGACAGACAGCAUCAAAAGCCCGGAGGUCGAGGCCAACCCCCUGCUGCAGCAGCUGGAGGCCAAGUGAGGGCGCCACCACUUUGUACAGUUUACAGCUGAGAUGGAGCAGCCAGCUAGCAGCACUUAGAGUCGGAGGAGAUCCCGCCAAGUCCUCCCACUUUCACGCGGAGCGUCACUCCACGAAACGUGGAUCCAAUGACAAUGGACACGGUUCAUUGCAGUUCAAUCAUAUAUUCUCUCUGUUUGUCUCUCUGGCUCUCUCAUUUAUUUGAGCUCAAGCCACUGUCAGCAUGAAGGUAAACAAAACAAAACACAGCUGUUGGCACAUUACUUCACAUUCAGUUUGUUGUUUUGUAGUGGAUUUGGACUAUAUGUCUUCUUAGCUAGAAAUUGUUCACUAUUGAAAACGGUUUCAGCUCAGCGAAUAAUUUGGUGAUCUACAAAUGAUCCAUUUGAUCUUGCUGUUGUGAAAAAUGUAUUCUGGGAGUCAUAGGAAUUUUAAAUGAAAUUCAACUAGAGGAGAGCAAAUAGGUAUUCUUAAUAGAUACAUUUACUUUAAUUUGCUCACUCAAUUAAGAAAAUAGUCAAUUCUCAAUUUGUUUAAACGCCCACAGAUAGCCAGAAGCUUUUUUACUACAAAAUGACCUUCAUGAUUCAUGGUCAUUUUUGUUCUUUCAUUUAUUUGGUGGCUGAGCGGUUGAUCCUUUUUCUCUUUUCCUAUGUUUUGGCGCAGGCGUCAUGU